Molecule: messenger RNA, 1173 nt
Organism: Aspergillus eucalypticola CBS 122712
Lineage: Eukaryota; Fungi; Ascomycota; Eurotiomycetes; Eurotiales; Aspergillaceae
Product: LAMTOR1/MEH1 family protein
Exons: 3
Coding region: 448-969 (173 amino acids)
Biological process (GO): positive regulation of MAPK cascade; cholesterol homeostasis; regulation of receptor recycling
Cellular component (GO): Ragulator complex; late endosome membrane; membrane raft
Source: RefSeq, a predicted model, not a curated record
CUUGAGACCAUUGUAACUAUUUAGAAGUUCAAGUUGGCUGAUAUAAAACCUCCAGUGACUUCAAUGGAUGCCAUUCAAGGCACUCAUACUACAUCUACCCGAUUCCGAUGACAUCGGCUCGCACGGGCCACUCCCAACCCACCGAAUUAUCCAAACCGUCACUCCCUUCAAGUCACCCAAGAUCUCAAUCACCUAACCAACCAACUACGCAGUUCACCCUCGCAAAUCAUCUUCGCUUGAGCACCGCCGCCCGGCGCGUUUCUACUAUCCAAUCCAGCAUCCAGACGCUCAUUCCAGUCAUUCAUUCGCCUUGCUCUUUUUUCACCACGGCCCGACACUUCCGUUUAUAAUCAAGCCGUUCCAACCUCCACCACCACCACCACUACUACCGUCAUUGAACAUCUCUCCUGCGCCUCCACCUCUAAUCCGCCGAUCUGAUCAGCACAAAUGGGUAUCUGCGCCUCAUGUCUAGGACGUAAUCGUCGGGAACCCCACGAUCCCAACCAUCCCGAAUCCUCUCGCCUCCUCGAUGAAGACAUCUACCAACCGGGCUACGGCUACGGCGCCCUUAACCAAAGCGCCCAAGGCAAUCACCCAGACCCUAGCUACCUGAAGCGCGAACGAGAAGCCCUCGAAGCAAUCUGUCAACGAACAUCAGACUCCGUCAUCGACAUCUGGUCCCUCCAACCCCAACCGCACCUCCAACCUCGCGCCACCCUCCCCAGCACCGUCCCCCCUCCUUCAUCCUCCGAUGGCGAUGCGCCACCCGUCAAAGUAAUAACAACUGACUCGCCACCGGCUCGCUCAAAGAAACCCUCCUCCCCGGCUGCAAAGGCAGGCGGCACGGUCCCGAAACACUGGGGCGAAGUGGUGAUAAAUACGCGCAAGAAUCGGUCGCGGCCGGGGUCGAGUACGGAUGAAGACGGUGCUGCUAAGAGGGAUGUAUUCGGAGUGUUGAAGGUUACAUGAUUACUGUAACUAUUUAAAAUGGGGCGGAAAGUGGCAGAAGGCAGCAGGUCAAAUGUGAUAGGUACCGUGUGGUGUUGUGUUAUGGGGAGGGGGGCUGGCUACUAGGAUGGAUGGAUGGAUAGAUGGACGAACGUGACGGAACGGACGUGACAGCACUUAUCGCACUUGACUUGACUUGACGUGUUUGACUGAUGUUUUUGUUAC